This is a messenger RNA of Lecanosticta acicola, 2892 nucleotides long. The record is from the annotation of a GenBank genome assembly. Lineage: Eukaryota; Fungi; Ascomycota; Dothideomycetes; Mycosphaerellales; Mycosphaerellaceae.
AUGGCCUCGCGGAAGCUCGACGCGGCGCGAGAUUACUCCACCGACAGCGACCUCAAUAUCGUCUCCACACGAACGCGCGUAACCUUUUCUGACGAUGAUGAUAUUAUAGCCCCGCCGAAGAAGAAGCGCAAGUGGACGGAGAGAAGACGACCCAAGCAGGUCGGCGGCAAGAAGAAGGUCGCGCCGAGAGGCUCCAUGGUGGGCCUCAAGAAGACGAAAACCACCCACACGCGCACAAGAGUCUCCGAGAGCGACGACGACGACGAGGACGAACCACCAGACGAGCAGUUGCCACAGUACCUCAAAGACCGAAUGAAGACCAGAGACGACCUCCAAAAUGAAGGCGCUCUCCUACCUCCCAACUACGACGACAUUGACUUCCCCCAAGACAUGUCCACACUCAUUGAGAAGCCAGAUCUACCUGGACUCGAGCCUCCGCGACCCUACGAAGACACAUAUAUUGGCUGGAACACCGCCAUAAUUCCCGCACCAAUCGCGCAGUAUCUGAAGCCAUACCAAGUCGAAGGCGCAGAGUUCCUCUACAAGAAGUUCCUGUUUCAAAAGGGUGGCAUACUAGGAGACGACAUGGGCCUGGGCAAGACAAUACAAGUGAUCGCAUUCCUGACAGCGGCGUUCGGAAAGACAGGCGACGAGCAAGAUGGCAAGCGCAUGCGUAAGGUGCGAAAAGUGGACGACAGAUGGUAUCCGCGCAUCCUCCUGAUCUGCCCCGGCACCCUCAUGGCAAACUGGCAGAGCGAGCUCGACCGAUGGGGAUGGUGGCAUACAUAUCUCUUCCACGGAACUGCGACCGAGAAGCAAUCCGCGCUCGAUGCCGCCGAGAAAGGAUACCUCGAGAUCAUGAUUACGACCUACGACAGCUACCGCAACAGCCAGGGUGCAAUCAACACCAUACGCUGGGACUGUGUCAUUGCCGAUGAAUGUCACAGAAUCAAGGAGCCCAGGACAGCAAUUACCAAAGCCAUGUCGAACGUCAACGCUCUCUGUAGGCUGGGACUUAGCGGUACCGCAAUUCAGAACAAAUACGAGGAACUCUGGGCGCUGCUCAACUGGUGCAGUCCUGGGGCACUAGGACCUAUGGUGAGCUGGAAGAACACGAUUUGCAUGCCUCUCAAACUAGGACAAAGCCACGAUGCCACCCUCUCACAGCUCUCAAAAGCCAGACGCAUCGCAAACAAGCUGGUCAAGCACCUGUUGCCUCAGUUCUUCCUGCGCCGGACGAAAGCACUCAUUGCGCAUCAACUGCCAAAGAAGAGCGACAGAGUCAUCUUCUGUCCCCUUACUCAGGCACAAGCAGACGCAUAUAACAAUUUCUGCGACCACGAGCUUGUGCACACCAUAAGAGACUCGUCGAAGCCUUGCUACUGUGGUUCCGGCAAGAAACAAGGAUGGUGUUGUGUUCAGGAAGUCGAAGACUUCGGACGAUGGCAACUGUACCCAUUUCCCGUUCUCGCUACGCUGCAGAAGCUCUCUAACCACCUCGGUCUGCUAGUACCUUCAGCAGAGGAAGACAAAGAGAAGCAUGAUAAGGAGAAGCAGAGACUUGAGAUCGCCAUGCCUGGAACGUGGGAGAAGCUUUACAACAACCGAGACAACCUCCUCACCUACGCAAAUACUGAGUACUGCGGCAAAUGGAAGGUUCUGAAGAAGUUGUUGAGGCUCUGGCACGACAACGGCGAUAAGGUGUUGAUCUUCUCACACUCGGUCCGCUUUCUGACGAUGUUACGCACGCUCUUCAACAACACCGAUUACAACGUCUCAUAUCUGGAUGGCAACGUGCCUUUCGAAGAUCGUCAGCCGACGGUGGAUGAGUACAAUGCAGAUCCGUCCCAAUUCGUCUUCCUCAUCUCCACGAAAGCUGGUGGAGUCGGCCUCAACAUCACGAGCGCAAACAAGGUUGUUGUCAUGGAUCCGAACUGGAAUCCAGCGUACGAUUUACAAGCGCAGGACCGUGCCUACCGCAUUGGACAGACGAGAGACGUCGAAGUAUUCCGCUUGGUAUCAGUUGGAACAGUUGAGGAGAUCGUAUAUGCUCGCCAGAUCUACAAGCAGCAGCAAGCCAACAUUGGCUACAAUGCCUCGGUCGAGCGGCGGUACUUCAAAGGUGUACAAGAUCAGAAAGACCAGAAGGGCGAGAUCUUCGGCCUCACAAACCUAUUCGCGCCCGUCAAGGAGAACGUGGUGCUGAGGGACAUUGUCAACAAAACCAACAUUGCCGAGACCCGAGCUGGAGUGGAAAUCACCGGGCUCGAUUUUGAGGCAAGUCAAGAAGACGAAGAUGAAUCCGCGCCAUUCAAUCCGAAGGAAGAAGAUGCGGCCAUGAGCCAGCUCGCGGCGGAAAUCAUCGACGAACCAGGCGCACGACGCCAAGCCGCGAAAGAGACGGCAAAGAAGAAGGAUCCAGUACAGGCUAUCCUCGCAUCAGCAGGAGUCGAGUACACACAUGAAAACGCAGAAGUCAUUGGAACUUCGAAGAUUGAGACAAAGAUCUCUAGCCGAGCACAGAAAGCCGGCAACGACGUGGAGCACAUCAACGAGCUUGCGUUCGCGCGAGGCCUGGAGUCGCAAUCACAGCAACGACCAGGUUCGGAAUACGUCUACCGACCACAGCAGCACGGAGCCUCCAUGGCUGAUGAUGAUGAUGAUGAUGAUGCUGUUGAUCUUGACGAUGGACUGGGCAAGGUGCGCUACAAGUACCGCCCGCCAGUGGACGUCCGCAAGCGCCAGUUCUGCACCAUGGCGAAAGACUUAGGAUACGACGAUGUGACAGAGUUUGCGCUGGUAGUCGAAGGAUGGACGCAGGAAGAGCGGCGGAACUGUCUCGAGAAGUUUUACCUGAAGCGCCGUGCUAAAUUGGCCGGGCAGCGAGUUUGA